UUUGAGCUUUUCAAAAAAAUCAAACUAAUUGUUGAAUGUCCUCCUACCAGAAUAUCAUGACUUCAGAGCAUAUCAACGAUGUGGACUAUUUAGAACAAGAAGAGGAAGAGUACUUUUAUGAUAUCCCUUAUGAACCUAUUAUGAGACCAGACGCUGCAUCCUGUACAGCUGUGUUGCAAAGGAUGGGCCUGUUUACUGGAGUUUUGAGUUUCUUCGGAAGCAUGUUUAUAACUAACGCUUUAUACGGGGAAAGAGCAAACCUUGGUCGCUAUGUACGAACUGGUUUAGUUGGUUCGUUUGUAUUCAGUUUUGCAGCUUGCCUUCAUACCUAUCAUACCGCAACUCAGUGUAAGCCUUGCAAUAGGGAAGUUUCACGUAACGCUGCCAAGCACUUGCCCAGAUUCACUUAAGGUAAGACAUACCAACAAUGUACAACCUUUUAUUUCGGAUGACAACUUAAGAGUGCUGCUUCACUGAAUAUGCAACUGUUGAACUCAAUAAUAUUGCUGAUCUCACAACUCUUUUGCUCAUCUCAUUCUUUCCCACUUUUGACUGCUGUUCUG
Molecule: messenger RNA, 563 nt
Organism: Galdieria sulphuraria
Lineage: Eukaryota; Rhodophyta; Bangiophyceae; Galdieriales; Galdieriaceae
Exons: 2
Coding region: 36-410 (124 amino acids)
Source: RefSeq, a predicted model, not a curated record